AUGAACAAGUACGUCGAAGCCCCAGUUUUCGUCCCUUCGGCCGCCACCAGGCACGAUACGAUGAGCACCUCCCAUGAGGGUUCGUCACCGAACCAGCCUUCGUUUCGAUCUUACUGCAAUGAAUCUGACGUUUCCUACCCUAUAUUAACGCCGUCGCCUCUCAGGCCGACAUUGAGUCUAGGAUGCACGAGUCCGAGGAGCAGCAUGAGCACAAACACCAAGCAGCAGCAGCGUCAGCAGCCUGGGUGGUCGGCCUUCAUGUCUCCAAACUCGUUCGAGAAACUGUACACCGAGAAGGCCUAUCUGACGGCUUCACUUGAGACCCAGGGUGAUAAAGAAGUGAACCUCAUGAGGAGGCUAUCCAUUUUGCAGGAGAAUAUCGGAAACGGGUUGCCGUCCGACGAGCGACGCCGGUCGCGGAAGAAGACUGCCUUGCUGAAGAGCAAGAUCAUGGAGGCAGCGGCGCAGAAGAAGGCCAUCCUCCUCAGGCUCGGCGACAUCUACGUGGAGCUCCAGAGCCGGGAGACGUGGGUGCAGGUUCAGAGCGAACUCUACCAGCGACAGCGCUCCUGGUGGUCCACAGACUCGCCCGGUACCGCCUACGCGACGACGCCCUCGGACGUGGCGUCCAUGAUACCGACGCCAUUGGACGCCGCCUCGCCCAUGUUCUUUCCCAUGGGCUGCCACCCAUCCUACGGCACGUGGGAGGCCAUGACGCCCUGCUGCGAGUCUCUGAUGCAGGCUUCGCAAGAUGGGUCACCGUACGAGUCUUGGCCAGAGGGCAAUGUGGUCGUCGGCGACCGCGCAGAUGAGCUGGAAAACCGCGGCUUACGGUUCGAGUACAGAUCCCAGACAUCGCUUCACUACGGCAACAGAGACGGGAAUCACCAGCCUUUCUUCAAUGAGACCAAUUCCCGACGGCCCAACAGGAGAAUGAGUCUUCCCUCGUUAAAGUGUCUCUGGCCAGGGUCCGAGAAAUCUGGUGGCCCGUAA
Molecule: messenger RNA, 993 nt
Organism: Colletotrichum higginsianum IMI 349063
Lineage: Eukaryota; Fungi; Ascomycota; Sordariomycetes; Glomerellales; Glomerellaceae
Product: Pyruvate formate lyase activating enzyme
Exons: 1
Coding region: 1-993 (330 amino acids)
Source: RefSeq, a predicted model, not a curated record